AUGCCGCGCCCAAAUAUAAUAGUGUGGGACAGACAUUGCAACACGCUGCCCUGGGCGUUGCUGCUGGCACUGCUGCUCGCCGCGCUCAUGCUCCAGUUGGCAACUGCCGAUGGCGUUCAGGCGGAUGAGGCGGCCACAGAGGUUGAGAAUGUAAGCACUGAGAGCAAUGAGAUUAUACCACGAGAGGCCAUACAGAAGCUGGACUACUCGGUGCGACAGGCGCUGCUGCGUGCCAUAGACAAGCUGGAGCGAGAGGAGGCCUCUUCGCAAGACGAGGUGGAAGCGGAUGCGGAGGCGUCAAUCAGUGCGCUGCCGCUAAAGCGCAAAGAGAUAACCACAUUGGCCCCGACACGGGAGCGUGAGGAGAUUCUGGAGGAGAGCACCAGCUCCUCGGAUGCUGUGGUGCCCACCGUGCAGUUCUAUACGGCCACCUUUGACGAACGCAAUGCCCAGGAGCAGUUGCUCUCCUCCUUCAUCGAUCGCUCUAAGCUGUGGAAGAAGACAACAGUCCGCAAGCCGGUCACCAUCGAUGCCAAGCUGGAUGCGGAUGCGGGUCCCGAUUCGCGUCAGCUGACACGCAGCGUGGACAGUUCGCUAGGCAGCAAUGAGAUUGCACACGAUGGUAGCAAUGAGAUCAAGUUUGAGAUACGCAACGUGAAAAAGGCAACGACGGCAACAACAUCAACAUCAACAACAACCACAACAACAACGACGACAACAACGCCAAGGCCACGCACCACCAGGCGUCGCACGACCAGCACCACAACAACCACAACAACAACAACGCCACGCCCCACACACAACGAGGAUGGCGAGAACAUUGAGCUGGUGGACAAGGAGGAUAUACGCAUACAGGCGGCGCCGCUCGUAACCGCCUUUACAGUGGAUCUAGAUGAGCGGGGCACGGCGCAAAAGUUUCGCCCGCUGCUGCAGGGCGAGCAAAGCUUUCCUCAGCCCCAGCAGCUGCAGCAACAGCAGCCACAGUUGCCUUUGCCACUGCCACACGUUGGACCCACCAUCACCAAGCUGAACGUUCUGGAAUCGGAGCUACCUGCAGCGCCGCUCACCACACAGAGUCCCACGAGCACCACCAGCACGAGCACCGCACAGACGAGUCUCAACCAUGCGGGCUUCUCCACAACGCCCGCCUUUCUCAGCGGCAGCAGCUCGAACAACAACUACAUCAAGGAGCCGCUGGCUAGCCCCAGUGUGACAGCACCCGUGCCGCCCAGCGUCAAUAGCUACAUCAUUGAGCGACAGCGCGCCCUGGAGCAGCAAAUCUAUCAGCUGAAGCUGCAGGCCCAGCAGCAGCAGGCGCUGAUCUUGCGCCAGUUGAAGCUUCUGGAGGAGCAGAGUCAAAGUCGCUACCAAGUUGCCCCGCUUGCGCAAUCGAGCACAUUGCAGCCGCUGCAGCAGCAGCAGCAACAGCAACAACAGCAACAACAGCAACAGCUUCAGUUGCAGCAGCAGCAUGCAUCACUGGAGGCAAUACAAACGCUGCAGCCGCCUCUGCCUGGUUACUCCAUCAGACCUUCGGUGGAAUUUAUACCCAGCACACAUACGAAGACCAUUAUCUAUCCCACAUAUCCAAUUGAGCAGCAAUUGCCGCUGCGCGAUGCCGUUGCGGCUCAUAAAUUUGCCCUGCACGGCAGCAACGGCAACAACAACAAUAACUAUCAGAAAUCGCCAACGGCAACGAAUGCAGUGCAACAAAUUUUCCAAAAUUUGCAACAAAAUCUGCAAAAAACAGCGGAACAUGCUGUCAGCAAUAACCAAAAUCCCAAUAGCAUUACCAGCAGCAACAUAAACAACAACAACAACAACAACAACAAUCAUUUACAGCUACAAGCCUCAAAUCAGUUCAGCUUUGCGCCUGCGGAGGCAUCGCUGUUGCAAGCACCACCCCAAAAUAAUUACCAGCAAUUUCAGCAGCAGCAACAGCCGCAGCAGCAACCGUUGCUGCUGCCCAGCUAUGUAAGCAAUGCGCUUUAUCAGCAACAGCAGCAGCAACAGCAACAGCAGCAACAGCAACAGCAGCAGCAGCAACAGCAGCAGCAGAAUCGAGCGCGUUUUUUUCGACAGGAAUCGGGUACCGGAAACUUUGGGCUGAAUAAUGAAAAUGUGGAAAUCCAGCCGAGCAACUCCUUUGCCACCACCGUUGUAAGCCAGCAAAACAAUCUGGAAAAUCAAAAUUUCUAUCGCCAACACUUGACGCCGCAGCUUAGCAGCCAAUUGCAGCAAAAUGCGCAGCAGUAUCUGCAACAGCAGCAGCAACUGUUACAGCAGCAAAAUCUGGAAGAAUUGAAAGUAAUUAGUAAAGUUUUAGCUCUCAACCAUGGCAUACCGCAAUUUGCAUCACAAAACCUGCACUUCAAUGGCGCCUUUUGA
Molecule: messenger RNA, 2388 nt
Organism: Drosophila novamexicana
Lineage: Eukaryota; Metazoa; Arthropoda; Insecta; Diptera; Drosophilidae
Exons: 4
Coding region: 1-2388 (795 amino acids)
Source: RefSeq, a predicted model, not a curated record